Messenger RNA from Chiloscyllium plagiosum (whitespotted bambooshark), 6570 nucleotides. It is a transcript of the gene kctd10, whose product is annotated as potassium channel tetramerization domain containing 10. Lineage: Eukaryota; Metazoa; Chordata; Chondrichthyes; Orectolobiformes; Hemiscylliidae. The record is from RefSeq and is a predicted model, not a curated record. Gene Ontology annotation, cellular component: Cul3-RING ubiquitin ligase complex. Gene Ontology annotation, biological process: protein homooligomerization; negative regulation of Rho protein signal transduction; proteasome-mediated ubiquitin-dependent protein catabolic process. Gene Ontology annotation, molecular function: protein binding; ubiquitin-protein transferase activity.
ACAAGGAGGCGUCGUGCAGGGCGGAAGUGGUCUGAGAGACCGGAAGUAGGUCUCGCGGGGGGCCGGCGGCGGCGGCGGGAUUGAUGGAAGAGAGAAUGUCCGGAGAAAGCGCGGUGAAUCCAGUGCCCGCAGCAUCAACCCGCACCACUUCCUUCAAAGGGGCGAGCCCAAGCUCCAAGUAUGUCAAGCUGAAUGUGGGAGGAGCUCUCUACUACACGACCAUGCAGACCCUGACCAAACAGGACACCAUGCUGAAGGCUAUGUUCAGUGGCCGGAUGGAGGUGUUGACGGACAGCGAAGGCUGGAUCCUAAUUGACCGCUGCGGGAAGCACUUUGGUGCAGUUCUGAACUACCUGCGUGAUGGUGCUGUGCCCCUGCCAGAGACUAACCGUGAAAUUGAGGAGUUGCUAGCUGAAGCGAAGUACUACUUGGUGCAGGGGCUGGUGGAGGAGUGUCAAGCUGCUCUUCAGCAGAAAGAAACUUAUGAACCUUUCUGUAAAGUUCCUGUGAUCACAUCCAACAAAGAGGAGCAGCGAUUGAUAGCAACUUCUAACAAGCCUGCAGUUAAGCUGUUGUACAACAGAAGCAACAACAAAUACUCAUACACCAGCAACUCGGAUGACAAUAUGCUGAAGAACAUUGAGCUGUUUGACAAGUUGUCGCUGCGUUUUAAUGGGAGAGUGCUCUUCAUAAAAGAUGUCCUUGGCGAUGAAAUCUGCUGCUGGUCCUUCUAUGGGCAGGGCCGAAAGAUCGCUGAGGUCUGCUGCACCUCCAUUGUGUACGCAACAGAGAAGAAACAGACCAAGGUUGAGUUCCCCGAAGCUCGAAUCUAUGAAGAGACCCUGAAUAUUUUACUGUACGAGACUCAGGAUGGGCGUGGGCCGGAUAACGCACUGUUAGAAGCGACUGGAGGAGCGGCAGGUCGAUCUCAUCACCUCGAGGAAGAGGAGGAGCGGGAUAGGAUUGAACGGGUUCGAAGGAUUCACAUCAAGCGGCCAGAUGACCGAUCACACCUCCAUCAGUGAGAGGAACUGCUCGGCGUCUGUCUGUCUGUCCAUAGGUCCUACUCUCGAACCCUUUUCUCCUUACUUUCCCCGGAGAAAGUGAUAGAGAAGAGACAACUUUAUCACAAAAUGAGGUUCCUAUAAUGUUUUAGAAUAGUGAAUAGAUUAACGUCAAUCGGUAAAACUCAGCCAUGCUGAAGAACUCAUGAUGUGCAGUACGUGGAGUGCUAAAGAAUGGACACGCUGCACAAUGUCUGGGUAUCCCGAUUACACGGUUAGACUCUAGCCUUACACAGCGCUGUAAUUAUUGAAGAGGCAAUGCACUUCUUAAAUUGUACAGAAUGUGUUCAACUAUUACUCUUCACAGAAAAUAUAACUGAACAGUUAAUUUAUUUUCAUUGUUUUUCCAAAAGUAACUCUUCCAAUCUUGUGGAGCAGAGAUCACAAUUGACUGAAAAUUGUGGAGAGGCACAGCAGGUUCAUCAGAAAGGAAGGAGUACUGUUCGUUGUGUGCUGAACAGUAUCCUGAUACCUGUCCUUCAGAAAGAUGCUGGUCCUGUUGUGUGUUUCCACCUUUGGGCACUGUUCCUUCAUAAAAAUAGCUUUUCUUUUUUGUUGAUAAAUUACAGAUAUCACUAAGCAAUGUUUAAUUUCCUUCCGUCCUAUCAAAGCAGAAUGAGGAUUUUUUUCAUGGAGUAGACUUGCCUUUUGUGUUUUAUACACUGACAUGGUAAUUUUUAAUGAGGAGGUUCUUCUCCCAGUUCUUGCAUUUCCUUGCAACCCAGAGAGCUGUAAUCAGUUGCUCUUCUUGCUAAGGUAUAGAUGAAACUAUAAUUGAUUUUCUCAGUUCAUUGAAGAUCAACGAAGAGGACUUUUUAAAAAAUAUUCUCCCCAAAGCCCACUCUCAAUUGACUUGUAGCACUCAACUCCCUUCCCACUGUUUCUCUCUGGCAUGUUCCAGUUUCAGAUUGUUGUCAUGUGUUAUGUCAGUUUGACUCCUGAGCUGCCACUUGGUCAUUAUUAGGCAGGUAUUUAUUGAGGUGUUUUUAAAUAGCAGUGAUUGAUGGAAGAGCUGAUUAUUAUCACAUGUGCAGAACGCGCAUGAGCUCAGAAUGUACUUGUGCUCUACAGUAUAAUCUCUUGGACUGUCUGGAUUUGUCUUGACAUGAAGAACAUGUGACCAUCAUUCACUGUAUACUGAUAUCAGGUGGAACAGCAGCUAUCUACAUCAUUUCUACUUUCAAAUGUGUGUUAGAUUUCUGACAAGCACACAGUAAGUUUCUCUUCCUGAUCAAAGCAGAUUACAGAACAAUGUAACUCUUUAAAUGAUUAUAUAUUUUGGCCCAAAGUUCAACAGUUGUUUAUGGCAUUGGCACUUAUAUUAAAUAUUCCCUUCCCUCACUGCACCCUGCUGCUCCCUACCCCACCUCACCACACUUCCCCAGACCCUUACAUUAAAUAUUCCCUUCCCUCACAGCACCCUGCUGCUCCCUACCCCACCUCACCACACAUUCCCCCAGACCCUUAAAUCUGGUUAUUUGCUUAAAGCUAGUGAUGCUGCUUUCAUAUAGAGCACAUCCUGCAAUUUGGAUGCUAUUGGUGUGGAGUUUUGAAGUUGGGUCAUGUGCUGUGAGGGUAUUGCCCACAUUGUGCUGAUGCAUUAGUGUGGGUGAUGCUGUGCCUACUCAUGUCAGAGGCAUUCUAUUGAAUCGGCCAGAGGAACUCAUCCCGGAGAUGAUGAAUAAGACAGCAAUGUUACCUGAGGGCGAACUAUUGAGGUGUGCAAGUUCCUUUCUUGAAUCCAUACCACAUCACUGCUCCCACAGCUCAGUUUGUAAAAUGUUAAAGCUUUUGUUUUGUUACUGCUGCCCAUGUACCAUAAUUAACCAGCAAAAGGAAAUCGGUUUCAGACUUGUCAUGUUGGCUUUUUAAAGAGCAGUGGAGUUUUACACUUUGACCAUUUGGACCAUGGGGCAAGAAGAAAUUACCCAGAAAAACAAUAGGUUGUAGAUUACCAAACCUGGAUUCUGUUGUAAAGAGCCUUUUGAAUUAGGUACAGUGAGGUUAUGCCCAUUCGUUCACUCAUUGAUGGUCCUUUAAGGUGAUGAAUCCAAAGUUUCUCAGGAGCAUUAAAAAUAAAAGUACAUUCCCACUGAAGCUGGAAAUCUGAAAUCGAAACAAAGUGCUGGAAAAACGUGGCAGUCUGGCAGCAUCUCUGCAGAGAGAAACAGUUAACAUCUCUAGGCCAAUAUGCCUCCUCUUCAGAGCUCUCACAACCCUUAUUUGUACAAAGUGCGAUAUCAGGGCAGAGAUAUGUGCACGUUAGUAUGAAUUUACCUCCUCUUUUAAGAACAUUGACUUUUAGAAUAAACUUUGUCCACAGUGCAACUCUGUCAAAUCCAGCUGAACAACCUUCAGGUUUACUGUCUGAUCUGGUUUCUAUCUGUUGCACUGUUUGUUGAACAUCAUUGUGAGGGGACAAAGGAGUUUAAAUUCACAUGAGCUCUGUAGUUAGUUACAAAGGGAUAAUGGCUUGUAUUGUUAUCCAGCAGUGUAUUAUAAGUUAUACUUUUUAAUGAAAGCAGUUAACUCAGUGAUGAUUUUACACAUAUUCACUGAUUCAGUAUUUUGAUAUGAAAUAGAGUUUAGUUUGUAAAAUGGAAGUACUUACCAACAAUAAUACCUAUUCUCCUCAAUCACUGGGGCCAGGGAUUUACUGUUACUUGAACACCAGCAUUUUAGCUCACUUCUCCUAAGAUGCAGAACGCAACUCUUUGGCAACAAAUUGCUAAAAAUACAGCAAGUUUAGCUACCUAUGUGGGACUGUUAAUCAAUCCAUCCAUCCUUCAUUGUUUGUAUAGCCACUGUGUUUGUGUCUUUCUUAAAAAAAGCCAGGAGUUUUUUCCCAGUUGCUUCAAUCCUAGCCCACUCCUCCUUGAGUCCUCGAGCAUUACGUUCCUAAUCAGGGAAAGUAGCACCCAUAUGUUAGCUUAAUUGGGACUUCUCAUUGAACGAAAAACAGACCUCAUGCCCAGUUUUUAUCUGACCUGAUAAUAGUGCUUUCUGUGGACUUAAUCGACUUCUGGCUACCAGUGAUUUUAAGAUUUAAACGCAACUCCUUGUAAUCGCUUUUUUUGUGCAGGAUUAUCUGCGCGGGGAAUGCUGUGAAUGUCAACCAUGACCACAUGCCCAGGUUGACACUUCAGUGUUGGCCUGAAGUAGUGUACUGCGUUCCCUUUCUGUUUCGGGGCCAUUAGAAACUGGAAUGGAAUGCCAGUCGGCUUAGUAAAUAUGAUCAAAUUAAUGGAAGUGUCGUAUAAAUAUUGCACCAUGGCUUUUACUUGUGAGUUUAAAACUAUAGUCAGAACACCCAUACCUAAAAUGACAAAAUAAUUUUACUGCCCAUUACUAAAAGAAAAUUGGAAAAUAUUUCCAGAUUGUCAGAUAACUACUUUUCUUUACCAUUUAAAUGUUAGGGUUGUGGGAGGACUUGUGUAGGUCACUGGUGCUUUGCUGCCUGAAUCCUUACUGUGUUUAAUUAAAUAUGUUGCUUCAGAAGGACUGAAUUGGGCAGCUCUAAAAGCUAAAUCUCUGGGAGUGGGGAGAGAUUGCAGCAUAGCUUUCUGUCUGAUUCUCAUCUGAAAUGCUUCAACUCAGCAGGUAACGCUGUACCUUUCUGUUAUUAAACCCCACUGCGGCAGCUCUUUGCAUCUUGAUUUGGACUAAACCAAGCCUUUAGAAAUAAAUUCAAACUGCAAUCUGAGAACUUAGAUGAAGGUCAUAUGGAUCAAUUUGUUGAAGCUUCUCUUUAUUUCUAUCUGCAUAAACCUCUGCUGUUAGUUGCCAGUGCAAUGUUCUGAAAUAUCGCAUCCAUAUUCGAGGGAUUGUAAUUGAUUUCGCUGCCAGUGACCAGCCAGUGCAUCCUUUAACUCUGUCAGGUUUGUUCUGGCGCAGGUUUCACUUCAGCUCUUGCAGUUUGCUCCUGAUGACUCUCAGUUUGAGCAUUACUGCGAAGCUGUAACUAUGCGUAACAUCUGAUUUUUUAAUUUGCAAAGUCUGUUGAUUAAGAAGACCCUACAUUAUCAACCACCACAAUCCUACUGAUGUUUGUAAAUAAUUAAUAAUGUCAAAUUUUGGUCACUGCCAUGCAAUGUUUCGAAGAAAAGCAGUGCAAGUUAUUCGGAAACAUAGUUGCAGUAGCUUAAAAAUAUGAUGACACAGUGGGCCACUGAGUAUCAGAGAGGGGAUAUAGACAGACAUUAAACACUGGGAGUGAAGUGCUGGACAUUUUGAUACAGGCGUCAAGUCCAGGUCGUCAGUUACUUUCAGGGAAAGAUGUGGCCUAACCAGCAAUCCCUAAAGGGACGCAGUCUCCUAAAACAAGAGUGAGGGGCUGCGUUGAGAUUAUUGGCAGCAGCCAGUCCUAUAGACUGAACAUUAGUGAUCAUGACAAGUCACCCAUUUCUUGUUUCUGUUCCACAUUGGGACACCCUCAUUUCCUCAGUUUGACAUCUAUGACUGAGUUGCCAUCAUCAUGUCACAAACUAUCAGUGACUAUCACACUGUCCCUGCCUUUGUUCAGGGUGCUGUGCAAUGUAUAACCCUGGUACCAAUGUCAUCUAUCCCUGAAGAAGUUCUAAGGAAAGUGGUUCAUCAGAGAUGCUUGAGAGAUUUUCAAAAGCUAAAGGCAAGAAUCUUCUGCAGAUGUUGCCACGAUGCAGUAUUUUGAAGGAUAUCAAUCAUGCUUAUGCAGAAUUUCUGAGCACAUUCUUUGCCUGCCCCCUGGAUUCCAUUCUUCACUCCGGUUCCAGUGGUAUCAUUUUGGUUAAUGGUUUAAUUUUAGCAAACAUUGUGAAAUUAGUCUUGGGUGCAGGGUACUAAAUGUAAUGGGUUUGGGAAGAUCCAUGUGUCUUUAAUAGGUGGUUGUACUCAGACUACUGAGUGACUGCCUUGGGUAGUGAAUAGAUAUACCUCAGUGCAAAGGGCAGUAAUCUCCUGAGGCACGUUGCUGAUGAACAAAGAGAGCUUCACUGUACAUUACGCAAUAUUGCAGGACUCCUAUUGACGUAAGUCUCGAAGCUUGAUAGAGCUUUGUUCUACAUCUAACUGUGGUGUAUCUGAUCUGGAACCAUUUGGAGUAUGCUUUAUUCCCAAAUACUAAUAUCUCUCCUUGUCAUGACCAAAACGUGUGUUAAGAAUCACUUGAACACAACUGAUUUCAAGGCAGUAUCACAGCAAUCUGAGGGUAGAAUUGCAUUUGUAAGCCCAGUCUCACCAGCACAGCUAUCUGUAAAGAAUUUUAAAUCCGUUUUCAACUGUGUUCGAUUAAUUGUCUAUUUUUUUUUCUUUUUGUUUAAAAUGAGUACCUAUUUAAUUUGAGUUACAUUCACAUAUUUGAACUGCCUUUGAAUCAAUGUCAUGAAAGCAUAUACUGUUGUAAUCCAUCUUUAUUUUUAUAAUAUCAGUGCAUUGUUGAAAAAAGUCUGUAUUUUGUACAGUUGUAAAACUCUGCCACUUUAUUUAGCUAAAUAAAAGGUAAAUAAAGCUUAAACUAUAUUUAUAAAAA